CAAAGUCCAUCUGCUGACGACGACCAUGCGAUAUGGUCGAAGGCUCUUGGAAAAGCUGCGUCCAAUUGUAAACAUACACACUAAAUCACUCAAUCGCUUCAAUGGAUUCGGGCUGGAAACCCCGCCUGUGGGCCGUCCCUUGCCGAGGCAUUAUAUUAUACCAAGACAUGCGUGUCUCCGGAGACAGAUCUGUAUUCUACUGCUCCAGACUGAGGAUCAGGGUGCCUCCAGCGCUUAAGACGUGCCUCUACAACACACAAACACACAGAGUCAUUUCUGCUGCCAAGACUGCUACACCUGCUCUGCUGCUUAAAGAUCACGCUUCUUUUUGGGAAAAUGAAACUUGAAGUUUUCUCAGCACAUCACUUCACGCAGAAGCCGCUGGAGUUGUGCAUGGACGCAGAGGGGGGAAUCCCGUCCCCUCUAUCCGGGGACGAUCUGGGGUCGGACGGGGACUGCGUGGCCAACAGCCCGGCACCUGUUACCCAGACCGGCGAAGGCAGCAAAGGGAAGCCCUACACCCGCCGACCCAAACCUCCUUACUCCUAUAUCGCCCUCAUCGCCAUGGCCAUCCGGGAGUCCAGCAGUGGCCGCCUCACUCUGGCAGAGAUCAACGACUACCUGAUGAAGAAGUUCCCGUUUUUCCGCGGCACUUACACCGGCUGGAGGAACUCGGUGCGCCACAACCUGUCACUCAACGACUGCUUUCUCAAAGUGCUGCGGGACCCGUCCCGGCCAUGGGGCAAGGACAACUACUGGAUGCUCAACCCGCACAGCGAGUACACCUUCGCUGACGGCGUGUUCCGCCGCAGGAGGAAGCGCAUCGCCAAGAGGUCCGCCAAGGAGCGGGAGAGCCCGGACAUCCUCAGCGAGGACACCCGCCUCCCCGCCCCGGAGGAGAGGGUGGGGGCCAAGUUCUCCAGCUCCUUCGCCAUCGACAGCAUCCUCAGCACACCCUUCAAACGCAGGGAGGACAGCCACGUCGAUGCGGAAACCCACGCCCCCCGGCUCUACUGGUCCCCAGGGGCCCACAUACUGCCUUACACUCUGUGCUACCCGGCACAGCGCACGUACCUGUCAGAGGCUGCGUACAGCAGCACAGAGCCCAGCAGAGAUGCACUCACGUACUACCUCCAGCAGACAGCGCCGGGCAUGGCUGCACCUGAGGCCGCUCUCCACGCGCGCAAGAUGCCCAACAAGGCGCGAGGUUUCCAUAUAGACUCCUUGCUGUCAUAAAGCACCCGGACUGUUGUCAGACUUGUAUGUUUUGACCCAUGAUGUGCACUUUUGUGGGCGCUCCUAGCUUUCAGUACUUUAGCUGUUGAACUGUUUGGGUCUGUACUGUAAGUCAUUCUGCAGUGAAAAAAAAAAUUGACCAUGGCCUGUUGUCAACUGUUUGGUGACUUGGCAAAUAGUUGCUGUCAUCGCAGGACAUUCCACUGCGAGUGCAUGUGGGUGCGUGUAUGUGUGUGCGUGUGUGUGUGUGUGUGUGCGUGUGCGUGUGCGUGCGUGUAUGUGCAUGAGUGUAUCCAUGGUUCUUUGGUCAUUUCCACUGUAUAACGGCAACCAAGCGCCAUGUUGAAACAUAAUACUAUUAAUCUAUUUAUUCUUUUCAUGUUUUGUAUGACCUGCUGUAUAAAAAAGGAUAUUGUCUUGUAUAUAUGUCAAACUAAUUAUUGACUGAGCUACGGUGAGAAUCACGUGCUGCACUAGAAACGCAUGGAAAUGCCUGAUGUUUUCUUAAGAUUGAUUCAUGCAUGCCUGGUAUUUUUAUGAAUAAAAACGUGAAACAAUGGGA
Messenger RNA from Anarrhichthys ocellatus (wolf-eel), 1798 nucleotides. Its product is annotated as forkhead box protein Q1. Gene Ontology annotation, biological process: anatomical structure morphogenesis; regulation of transcription by RNA polymerase II; cell differentiation. The record is from RefSeq and is a predicted model, not a curated record. The coding region runs from base 337 to 1236 and encodes 299 amino acids. NCBI's taxonomy places the organism in Eukaryota, Metazoa, Chordata, Actinopteri, Perciformes, Anarhichadidae. Gene Ontology annotation, molecular function: RNA polymerase II cis-regulatory region sequence-specific DNA binding; DNA-binding transcription factor activity, RNA polymerase II-specific. The transcript is spliced from 2 exons.